AUGAUCUGGCAUGUCUAAAAUGAAAACUUAAUUGUCAAUUCCAACAUUUUUAUGAAAGUGUUUCAUUUGCUUCUCUUCAAUGGAAGUUUUACUUUCCCAGAAUGUAUCCAAAUUUUUUGGCUGAUUCUUCUUCUGAUGAACUAUUUAACCUUUGAUAAAAAAGAUGCACAUUGGUUAUAUUUCAUUUCUUCCACAAGUUUGGUGAUGAGCAUAACCACCUUAUUGUUCCGGUGGAGAGAAGAACCUAUGAUUAGCUUUUUAGGAAAUUUACGAACGAAUAGUUUCAACAAAAUCUUUCAAUUCCUUAUUUUACAUUGUUCAAUUCUAUGUAUUCAUGCAUCUGCAUAGUACAUUAAAUGUACAAAAAUGGCUAUAAUAGAGUUUUUGUUAUUUGUAUUAACAACUACUUUAGGUUGAAUGUCUUUUUGUGGUGUUAACGAUUUAAUAACUAUCUUUGUAGCUUUAGAAUGUUUCAGUUUAUGCUCCUAUCUAUUAUUUGGAUAUAUGAAGAGAGAUGUACACUCUAGUGAGGCUGCUACGAAAUAAUUACUCAUGGGUAGGGCAAGCUCUUCUCUGGUUUAUGGUUUCAAUUGACUAUAUGGUUCAUCCAAGGGAGACAUCGAGCUUCAAUAAGUAGUGAAUGGUCUUAUCAAUACACAAUUGUGUAACUCCCUAGGAAUUUUAAUUGCGCUUAUAUCCACCACCAUAGAAAGUUUCAAGCUCUCGCCACCUCCUUUUCAUUAAUGGACUUUUGGCGUAUACGAAGGACCAUUGCUUUCCUCUAUUACUUUAAAAGCAGCUGCUUCAACUUCAGCCACUCGAAUUUUCGAUAUUUAUUUAUAUUUCUCAUCGAAUGAAUGGCAUCUUCUCCUGGAAAUCCUAGAUAUUCUUAGCAUGAUAUUAGAGAAUCUUAUUGGUAUUACUCAAACAAGCAUGACACAUAUGCUUGCAUAUUCAUCUAUAGGUCAAAUCGGAUAUUUAAUUAUUGGAAUAAUUGUCGGAGACUCAAAUGAUAGAUAUGCAAGCAUGAUAACUUAUAUGUUGUUCUAUAUCUCCAUGAAUCUAGGAACUUUUGCUUGCAUUGUAUUAUUUUGUCUACAUACUGGAAUUGAUAACAUUUGGGAUUAUGCAGGAUUAUACACAAAAAAUCCUUUUGUGACUCUCUCUUCAGCCCUAUGUCUCCUAUCCCUAAGGGGUAUUCCUCUAUUAGUAGGUUUUCUUGAAAAACUCGAUCUAUUCUGGUGUGGAUGGCUGACAUGCCUGUAUUUCUUCGCUUCAAUAGGACUCCUUACAAGCAUUGUUUCUAUCUACUAUUAUCUAAAAAUAAUCAAGUUAUUAAUGAAUGGAUGAAACAAAGAAAUAACCCCUCAUUUGCAAAAUUAUAGAUGAUCUCCUUUAAGUUCAAACAAUUCCAUCAAAUUGAGUAUGAUUGUGUAUGUAUUAGCAUCUACUAUACCAGGAAUAUCAAUGAACCCAAUUAUUGCAACAGCUGAGGACACCCUCUUUUAG
This is a messenger RNA of Nymphaea colorata (pocket water lily), 1509 nucleotides long. Its product is annotated as NAD(P)H-quinone oxidoreductase subunit 2 A, chloroplastic. Lineage: Eukaryota; Viridiplantae; Streptophyta; Magnoliopsida; Nymphaeales; Nymphaeaceae. The record is from RefSeq and is a predicted model, not a curated record.